AUGCAGAAUUUGGAAUUCGACCUUACUGUUUAUGCACCUUAUCGUCCAGUUGAAGGUUUUAUACACGAUAUAGAGGAUUCCUCCCAUGCGGCAGAGGACCAAAUUCAGAUGUUCAAGAGGCAGCGUAGAGCUUCACAGCCUUCACUGAUCCUUUCCCUCCACUCGACGGAGAAAGCUGCUCCGAGGCUCCUCCUCAUUCAUCAAUGGCGGCCGUCGUUUGUGUCAGCUUCUUCAGUCUGCUCCCCGUCUCAGAAUCAUCUUCUCAGGCAGAUGGAUGAGCAGAGCUGGUAA
This is a messenger RNA of Linum tenue, 291 nucleotides long. The record is from the annotation of a GenBank genome assembly. NCBI's taxonomy places the organism in Eukaryota, Viridiplantae, Streptophyta, Magnoliopsida, Malpighiales, Linaceae.